AUGAGCUCGUCAAGUGCUCAGCAUCGACGCAACACGUCUCUCGAUCCAUUCUCCGACCCCGACGUCUACUAUGGCGAUGAGGAUAACAUUGCUCGUAUGAGAGACCGUAAGCGGGCAUUCUCUUCGACUCUCAAAUCCUUCAAUCGGGACGAUAUUCAAGAAUUUCUCGGAGGCGGAUUUCCCGCAAGAAGAGCGAGUCACGAUGAGACGCCGGCUGUUCCCCGCAAAUUUCUCAUUGACGUUGACACAACGCUCCACAGUCUGUUGGAGCGGGAAGACACAGAUCGGAACAUGCAGAUUACGAUAGAAGAUGUGGGCCCCAAGGUAUUCUCCGUGGGAACCGCUGCAUCUUCGGGAUACAACCGAUUCGACUUGCGAGGAACAUACAUGCUUUCCAACCUCCUUCAGGAGCUCACAAUUGCCCAAGACUACGGUCGGAAACACAUUGUUCUUGAUGAAGCCCGUCUCAGUGAGAACCCGGUCGCACGGCUCUCUCGGCUCAUCAAGAAUUCAUUCUGGAACGCCCUGACACGGCGUAUUGAUGGACAUAACAUCGCUGAAGCUGGUCGCGAUCCCAAGGAUUGGACAGAUGACCCGCGGCCUCGGGUCUAUGUCCCUCCGGGUGCACCGGAGCAGCUUGAGUACUACAAGGGCAUUGCGGAAGCGCAUCCCGAGCUGCGCCUGGAUGUGCAGCUGUUGGACUCUAAUAUUACUCCGGAAUAUACCAGAAAGCUGAAUGACAAGCCCGGCCUUCUGGCAUUGGCCAUGGAGAAGAAGGUUGACGAAGCCACAGGGAAGACCGAGUAUAGUGGAGUUCCUUUCGUGGUUCCGGGAGGAAGAUUCAACGAGCUCUAUAACUGGGAUAGCUAUAUGAUGUCCUUGGGUCUGCUGGUCAGCAAUAGAGUCGACCUCGCUAAAGGCAUGGUGAUCAACUUCUGUUUCUGCAUCAAGCACUACGGGAAGAUCUUGAACGCAAACCGCUCGUAUUACCUCAUGCGUUCCCAGCCUCCGUUCUUGACCGAUAUGGCUUUACGUGUCUAUGAACGGAUCAAGAACGAGCCUGAUGCUAUGGAAUUCCUUCGAAAUGCGACGCUCGCCGCAAUCAAGGAGUACUACAGCGUUUGGACGGCCGAGCCGCGAUUUGAUCCGGUGUCUGGUCUUUCCAGAUAUCGCCCCGAAGGUGAAGGAGUUCCUCCGGAGACGGAGCCGACCCAUUUCCUUCAUAUUCUGACUCCUUAUGCCGAGAAGCACGGCAUGACCUUUGAAGAAUUCGUUGAAGCCUACAACGAACGGAAGAUCCUGGAGCCAGAGCUCGACGAGUACUUCCUGCACGACAGGGCCGUGCGAGAGUCGGGACAUGACACAAGCUACCGUUUGGAGAGGGUCUGUGCCAACCUGGCUACCGUCGAUCUUAACUCGCUGUUGUACAAGUAUGAGGUGGACAUUGCCCGCAUCAUCCGCACCUACUUUAAGGACAAGCUCGAGAUCCCACAGGAAUUCCGGACGGCGUCGACCCAGGAUAUUCAAUUCGAGUCAUCCUCGGUCUGGGACCGUCGCGCGCGCAGAAGAAAGAUACGUAUGGACACUUACCUCUGGGAUGAAGAGAAGGGAAUGUAUUUCGACUAUGAUACUGCCAAGCAGGAGCGCACCACGUACGAGAGUGCCACCACCUACUGGGCAAUGUGGGCUGGCCUCGCGACACCCCAUCAAGCAUCGCAGCUGGUGCAGUCCCUCAAGCGGUUCGAGGCCUACGGAGGCCUGGUCUCGGGAACCGAAGAAUCUCGGGGUGCCGUUGGCCUGGAUCGGCCUAACCGGCAAUGGGAUUACCCGUACGGAUGGGCACCCCAGCAGAUGCUGGCAUGGACGGGCCUGAUGCGCUAUGGCUACCAAGAGGAAGCCGAGCGCCUGGCAUACAAGUGGCUGUAUAUGAUCACCAAGGCCUUUGUUGAUUUCAACGGCGUUGUCGUCGAGAAGUACGACGUCACCCGGCCUAUUGACCCACACCGGGUGGAUGCCGAGUACGGCAACCAAGGUGUGGAUUUCAAGGGGGCUCCCCGCGAAGGGUUCGGAUGGGUCAAUGCCAGCUACGUGUACGGGCUGGAAAUACUCAAUGCCCAUCAGCGACGCGCCCUGGGAGCCAUCACGCCGUAUGAGACGUACAACAAGGCGGUGGCUGUCCAAGACUUCUAA
Messenger RNA from Aspergillus niger, 2190 nucleotides. RefSeq lists its product as uncharacterized. The transcript is spliced from 5 exons. Gene Ontology annotation, molecular function: alpha,alpha-trehalase activity; calcium ion binding. The record is from RefSeq and is a predicted model, not a curated record. Lineage: Eukaryota; Fungi; Ascomycota; Eurotiomycetes; Eurotiales; Aspergillaceae. Bases 1 to 2190 code for a protein of 729 amino acids. Gene Ontology annotation, cellular component: cytoplasm. Gene Ontology annotation, biological process: trehalose catabolic process.